AUGAAUGCAAAUAACAUUGAUUGUCAUGUUCGUUACAUCAUAUUCAUAUCUUUAACCGCUGGAGCACUUCUGGAGUGGGCAGAUAUAAAUUGUGGAAUCCCACGUGAGCUGGAAACGACUAAAUUACCCCCGCAUCAUCCUCAGGAAUCGGCCAGGGAGCUGAACCAGGAAUUACUACACGGGUCAGAUUUCGAGAAACACAAAUAUCAGAUAUUGAAGUUGUCCUGGCAUUCGCAUAAGCUGUCUAUGAACUGUCGGUUACGUUUGCCAGGGAAAAAGUCGGAUCUCAUAGAUUGUCUUGAACAACAUGUACAGUCUACACAUGAUGUAAGGUCAGAGACGGGCGUGAGCAUCAUGGAUGGUGCUGUACUCGUGAACAUUCUUAGACAUGGAGGAUGCAAGACGUUUGGCGACUACACUGCAAAGGUGUUUGUUCCGCAUAUCAAAAGGGAGCAAAAUCAGGCUCGACGAGCUGUGACACUGUAUCCCAGUUUUCCCAAGUGGGGAAAGAAGACUGCAUGGAAAGUGUGGGGAACACAUGAUGAAUUCACUAAAGCCUUCUAUGUGCUGCACAAUUCACCAGAGCAAAUAUCUGAAGAGAAAGAAGCUUCCCUAGACUGUAUAACGAGUUUGUGUUUGUUUGUUUGUUUAUUUUCAGGUAGCGUGAUCCUGGAACCCAACUUCGACGUGCCUGUGGUGAACGUGACCGUCAAGGAGAGCGCCACCGCCAUCCUGCCGUGCUCGGUCAAAUACCUGGGACAACAUCAGGUUGUGUGGACUGACCAGUGGUCAACACUGCUGACCUUCGAAGACCGAAGGAUAAUCGACGAUGAACGGAUGAGUAUUGAGCGUCCGUACACCAAAGACUGGAACCUGCACAUACGUAGCGUCAAACACAGCGACCAAGGCGUCUACCACUGUCAGAUCAACACCAACCCCGUCAAGAUCAAAACUGUCAAUCUACACGUACAAGUUCCAGCGGCAGUGAUUGGUCAGCUGUCGUCACGAGACCUGACAGCGGUCGAGGGAGACACGGUGUCAUUGGUGUGCAACGUCACAGGAAUACCCGAGCCCACGGUCACGUGGUACAGACACAAAGCCACACUCGACUCCAUUGUCAAAGAAAGAAUCGGCGUCAGCGGCGAGGUGUUGAUGAUUCACAACGUCAGCAGAUACUGCGGCGACGUGUACGAGUGUGUCGCCUUCAACGGCGUCCCUCCCGCCGUCAACCGACUCAUGAAGAUCGUGGUGGAGUUUGCUCCAGAGGUUCGGCUACCAAACAAACGCAUCGGACAGGACACGGGCAAGGAGACGAUUCUGGAGUGUGUCAUAUCGGCGAACCCCGUCGACAAGCGGGUGUGGCUGCGUGACGGAGUGGAAAUCGCCAACAGCCACAAGUACCGGCUGGAGACGUACGACGAGGGCGACAACACCAUCACACUCAGUCUGAAGAUCAAACUGCUCGAGGACGACGACUUCGGCAAAUACACGUGUUUCGCCUCCAACGACCUGGGCAGCGACAAAGAGAGCAUGGUGUUAUAUGACUACUCCGCCUACCGGCGACCGGCGACUGUGGCGUCAGUGACGACGACGAGGAGGACCAAGCUGGAGUUCAAGCCGUUCUGGAGAACGACAUCGACGACCACGUCACCUUCCAGGGUGUACCCACUGUACCCAGCAGGGGAGAGCAUCGACAGAAAAUACUUCAAUUUAUUCCCCAGAAAAACCACGCCACCAUUUCCAAGAAAAAAAGAAAAUAAUCUUUCAGGUAUAUAA
Molecule: messenger RNA, 1776 nt
Organism: Gigantopelta aegis
Lineage: Eukaryota; Metazoa; Mollusca; Gastropoda; Neomphalida; Peltospiridae
Product: limbic system-associated membrane protein-like
Exons: 11
Coding region: 1-1776 (591 amino acids)
Cellular component (GO): neuron projection
Source: RefSeq, a predicted model, not a curated record